GUCAUAUAUAAAAAGGGGAGCCGGUUAUUACUCAGACACCAGUCUUUUGCAAUGGCUCGUGACAUUAAAUUCAUUGCCGCUCUGGUGUUAUUUUUAGUAAUAAAUGAAAGUAUUCAAGAAAGUAUUUCAGGAUUAUUUCCAAGUGAAAAAACACUUGUCUAUAAUUAUUACGGCGACGUGAAGGCAGGAAUAAUAGAACCAGCCGCAUACGCUUCUCAGUAUUCGCUAUCAGGAAAAUUACACAUAAAACAAGAUACCAGUGAUCCAAAGUAUCAAUUUGCAUAUUAUAUUAUUCUCAAAGAUGUGAAAACUGGCCUUCACAAUGGCAAUGCUGCGCAUUAUGAACCUACGAAAAUAUUAUCACCUAUUUCAGAAGCUGCUAAAGCCAUUGAAGAUCCAUUUCUUCUUAUUUAUAAUGAAUUUGGACAGCUCAAAGGUGUCAAGAUUCCUGAUCAAGAACCAGUGUGGUCUAAGAACAUGAAAAUGGCAAUGGCUUCUAUGCUUCAACUGGAUUUGAAGAAUAUGAAGAUAGAUGCUCCCAUCAAACCACACAGUUUUAUGAUUCCAGAGAAAAGUAUCCACGGUGACUGCUGGACUAGUUAUGACGUUCAAGCCAAGUACCCAGCGGCCGAUCAACAGGACAAUCAGAUUGUUGUUACUAAAUUUUCAUCACCGAAAAAUUGUACCAAUUAUAAUGUUCAGGUGUUUGAUCAUGUGGACGCUGAGAGAUGUGACGUACCACGACGGGUGCCUAUUAAUAUGGCUGCGAGAAGAUUAUUUGAAAUUAAGUACAAAAAUAACAGUAUUCUUAUUGAAAAGCUUAUUGCUCAUGGAGGAGUUAAUUAUUUUCCAUUGCAAGGAAGAUCUGAAGCUCAUUAUGUUUUGAACAACGCAAGUUUUCUUCUGGAUAAAAUUGUUGCAUCAUCAGAAAUACCGCUACCCGCAGUUGAUUUCAACAAUGUGUCAUUGAUUACUGAUCUAAGUUAUCAAAGAUCACAGAGUAAUUACGCAGAAAACGCAGCUGUCGAUGUUACUAACGGUCGUAAUGUAGUCAAACAAGAUGUUCUGAUAAAUAAAAUUGUGAAGAUGUUGAAUGAAGCCGCUGAUUACCUUGAAGAAGAUCAUGUUGAAGCUAUAGAACCUGACUCAGUAGACAGUCAAACUAUCAAUCGGAUUCUGGAUAUCAUGAGUUACAUGGAAGUUUCUUCGUUUGAAAAAGUCUUCGCUGAAAUUCAAAACACGACGGAUGAACGCAAUGACGUUAUCAAGAGCUUGUUUUUGGGUAUCGUACCUCAAGUAGGAACUACCGCAUCAAGUAUUUUUAUAUGGAAUAUUAUAAAGAGUAAAAGAAUCACAGAAAUUACGGCCAAAGAAUUAUUAGCAAAGAUGCCUUUUAAUAUACGAGUGCCCUCUGAAGAAUUUCUGAUUGAAAUGGAGCCACUUAUUUAUUCUAGAGAUUCUUUGGCUCUGGAAGUUCAUAAAGCGAGUGUUCUUUGCUUCUCUACAAUGGUCUACAGAACGUUUAAAAAUUUACCGGCUACUGCAAAUAAUAAAACACUUAAUAAAUAUUUAAAUCACUUCUAUGACAAGUUAAUCAAUACAAAAUCUUAUGGUUCGCAGCUCAAUUAUUUAAUGGCCAUUAGUAAUGUCCAAGUUGGUAAAAUUUACAAACUAUUGACUCCAAUUAUUCGCGGUGAUAUCGAGGUAUCUAAUAAUCCAGUUGGAAUUCGUUUAAUGGCAAUAUGGGCUAUCAAAAAAUCAAUUUCUAAUAAUUAUAAUGCCGCGCAUGAUCUUCUCUGGCCUAUUAUGAGUGAUUACAAUCUUCCACUUAAACUCAGAAUCGCAGCUUAUGAUAUUCUGAUCCGCCAAGCACCCACAAUGACCAAUAUCCUUCAUAUUUACUGGUUCAUGGUCUACGAAAAAAAUGAGCAUCUCUAUAAUUACCAUCAUACAACAAUUAAGGGUUUGGCCAAUUCAAUAGAUUUAUGUGACGUCAAAUUACGUGAACUUACAACUAAAAUUAUGCGUUUCACUAAAAUUCAUACGCCUGUUCCUUAUCAACUUUCUGAAUCUUACAUGUUUGAUUCGAUGGAUGAAAUUUAUGGACAUGGAGAAAGCCUUCGAGUUUCUGUAACUCGUGACGAACUUACUGGAAAUCUUGAAGUUAUUUAUUUUGAACAUAGUAUCGUUGAAGAGCGUAAAAAAGUUAACGACUGGGCUGUUUAUUUACAUCUUCAAAACGUCGAUGAUUUAAUGUAUGAACUUCGUCCCACAUUUUUACAAAAGUUUUUUUCUGUCAAGGACAAAAAUGUUCUCGAUGUUUUAGAAAAAGUUACAAAAAACAUAAGUUCAAAAGAAGACAGCCAUAUUGAUACGAUAAUAAUUAAUAAAGGCCAUGUUGUGUCCGCGCUUCACUUAGACGCCUAUUCUAUACAAAAUUUUGAUUCUAUUAUGCCGCUUAUAAAUAUAUUUAUUAAUAAUAUCAAUAUACAACAGGUAGUUUACGAUAACAUUUACGAGCAACAGGUAAUCAGUGAAAUGGGAUUACCAGUUAUUUUGGAAACAAAAACUCCAACAGUUUAUUCUCUGAAAUUAAAUUACGAUUCAGAAGCUGAAGAAUUGUUAAGUAUAAAGAUAGAUUCUAAAAUAUGGCAUCACCAAGAUUACUCCAUGUCAAUUUACAAUCCUUUGUCCAAUAUAUGGCAUUCUAUUCGUAGAUCUUCAGUACUUAAUGCCGCUCUUACAAUACAAUUUAACGUUGAUUUGGAUCUCCAAUCUCCAUCUUUGAAAUUUAAAUUUCCACUAUUGUCUGCUGAAAAAUUAUCAGCUGUUGGAAUAAUGACCCAUACAAAAGACGUUACUGUUGUAACAGACAAUGAAGACAAUAUAUUAGAGACAGCAUGUCCUAAUUGUACUUCCCAAGUUGUAGUUUCCAAGGGCGAUGAUCUAAAAAAAAAUUAUCAAAAUAUAUAUGAUUCAAAAGACACAGGAUUAAGAUUAACAACAGGUAUAUUUGAUUGUGAAAAUGAAAUUACUCCUACUUUAAUAAAAAAAGAAUGGAUUAGAUCGUUAAUAGAAGAGCGUAAAAAUUCAUGGAAUAGUUUAUUGUUGCAUUCAAUACUUGGUAUUCGUCAGCAAUUUAAAAAUAUUAUAUUAUCACCACAAAUGGGAAGUUGUGGUGGUAUAGUUAAAAUUAAACCCAGUAUUAUUUAUCCGACAUCUCAUGUUGAUUUGGCAUUGAAAGUAAACUUUAAUGAUAUUGACAGAAGAACGCCUAGUUUAUUGAACGAGAAUAAAUUAGAUGUUCAUGGAACCUUGGAUGUGAUCGCUGAUUCUACAAACAGUUCCAAGCAAUCUUGGGAUUUAAAAAUGAAUAUUAACACAUCUAGAGGGCACUUGAAAAAUGGCUUGAAAGUACAACUAAAACGAGUUAUUCCAGGAGAAAAAAAUCUCAAAAUUUGCAUUGAUGGUCAGAAAAUUUACCCGGCGAUUCCAGAUGAUCCAUUAAAAGUCGGCAGGACUGUAGAAGAAACUAAUGGAAAAUUAACUUUUUCGAUGGAUCAUGCUGAUGAUGAUUUAUGCCAUCGGAAUGAAACUUUGAUUACGAUUACAGUAAAAGGAGAACUUACAGAUGAGCAGAAAAAAUUGUUUACUAAAGAAAGUAUUAAUGGCGCUUGUUAUAAGGAUAUGAAUAAUCCAUUGUACAAAAUUUCAAGUAUUCUUUUACCAAAAACGGUUAAUUGUCUUAAUGAAGCUAUACGUCAUACUACUUUGAGAAAGUAUACUUUACAUGUAGCACAUAAACAGGUACCAAGAAAUAUUAUAUCAAAAAUAUUCGAAUUUGAAGAUGUAAUUAAAUCAAUAGCAUUGCCAAAUAUUAAGUACACGAAUAAUAAUUAUACAGAGCCAGGAUCAGCAAAAAUAAUUAUUCAAUUUCCCAUGGAUUAUCAAAGCGUAAAUAUGUCUGUAAUAACUCCAUUCCGGAGCUAUGAUUUAAUUGAUGUUGAUUUGAACGUUGAAAGUAAUCCUCCGCGAUUGAAUGGAUUUGGUCCUGAUUAUGAAAAACAUCUCUGGUUCCCCCUCGAUAACACUCGAUUUAAUGUGGAAUUUUUGGGUUUAUAUUCUCUCGACAUGAUAAAAAUAUGUUCUCUGUAUCCAAAAGUAGUUUUGACUUUGGAUGGUGGAGAAAUUCCAUAUUCAAUACCCACUGAAUGGACAUUAGUAUCCGGAGAUUACAUUUACAAAAAUUUUGCUAUUUUCGUUAAAAAUAUAAAUGAUAAAUUAGCUUUGAAAAUUUAUGCAACUCGCGAAGUUGUUGAGAUAACACCAAAUGAUAAUGGGAAUAUUCAAAUACAAAUAAAUAAUGAAAUUUUAAAUUCCAAUCAAAACGGUUCUUAUGUUCCUGUUGAUGCUACAAGUUCGUGGAUGCUAAAAAUAACGAAACAUGGGGAGCAUGUAAUAAUAGCAAUGCAAAACGAGAUAGUUAUUGUUUACACUGAAAAUACUGUGUCACUAAUGAUUGGCUAUUCAUUGCAAGGAAAAAUAAGUGGACUAUGUGGCUACAUGGAUGGAACGUACAAAAAUAAAAUACCAAAUGUUUAUUUAUUAGCUUAACAUAUUUAUUUAUCGAGUUUCCUUCAACAUUCAAGAAGAGAAAGUAUAGUUUUUAUUCAUUUGUUUAUAAAUGGGUAUUUGUUUUUAGUAUUGUAGAAUGAUAUAAAAAAUAGUAUUGUUGUUUGGAUUUUAUGAUAAUAUAUUUAUUAUGUAUAUAGUUAAUAAAUUAUUCAAAUAAAUCUUA
Microplitis demolitor is the source of this 4798-nucleotide messenger RNA. RefSeq lists its product as uncharacterized. The transcript has 13 exons. NCBI's taxonomy places the organism in Eukaryota, Metazoa, Arthropoda, Insecta, Hymenoptera, Braconidae. The record is from RefSeq and is a predicted model, not a curated record. Gene Ontology annotation, biological process: lipid transport. Bases 52 to 4614 code for a protein of 1520 amino acids. Gene Ontology annotation, molecular function: lipid carrier activity.